AUGCUGUCUCUUUUCUACUCCUCCUUGGUCGCAGCCCUGGCCACCACCAUCUCAGCCGAAACCACAACGAUACAGGGCUUCAAUGCCGGCAGGGAAACAUUGACCCUGCAUAGCGCUCAAGCAAGUAUCGUCAACGUCAACGCAGACGCCACCACCUACGCCUUAGCCUGUCAAUCCGGCGCCCCGCUAACAGAAUGUCCGCUGCCUACGCCCGUCACAGUAACCGAGGGCACUUCCACCUACACCAUAAGCGCCAUCUUUGCGACCAUAACGAAGGGCGUAGACAUCAAAUUCACCUUCAUCCAGGACUGCGAUAUUACUUCCUCCACGCAGGGCGCCUCCUGCUCCGUUUCCAUGGGUGCAAAGUUCAAGGCGGGCGAUAUGGAAACUUCCACUGGUUCAUCCACCAUCACUUCCUUAGGCUCAGAUGAUAUCUUUUAUAUGCCUUUGACGGUUACUGCGGGCGCCGACAAGCUUAAUGCUCCGCAGGCGACACAGACGCCGGGCGUCGCGGCUCAUAAUGCCGCGGUGGGUGGCGCGGCGGCGGCCGCCGUUGCUGGCGCUGCUCUCGGAUUCUUGUAG
Aspergillus tanneri is the source of this 582-nucleotide messenger RNA. RefSeq lists its product as uncharacterized. The coding region runs from base 1 to 582 and encodes 193 amino acids. NCBI's taxonomy places the organism in Eukaryota, Fungi, Ascomycota, Eurotiomycetes, Eurotiales, Aspergillaceae. The record is from RefSeq and is a predicted model, not a curated record. The transcript has a single exon.